Messenger RNA from Jaculus jaculus (lesser Egyptian jerboa), 1642 nucleotides. It is a transcript of the gene Fam110a, whose product is annotated as family with sequence similarity 110 member A. Lineage: Eukaryota; Metazoa; Chordata; Mammalia; Rodentia; Dipodidae. The record is from RefSeq and is a predicted model, not a curated record. The transcript has 2 exons. Bases 142 to 1056 code for a protein of 304 amino acids.
GGGUCCCCACGCGGGUCGGCACCUCCCGGGCCGCGGUGGCAGCGGCCAGUGUCGAGCUGUCAGUCUGUCCCGCCGCCCCGCGGGGGCUCCAGCCACCGGCGUCCAGCUGACUGCUCUCUGCCUGGAUCCGUCCCCUCACUGAUGCCCUCGGGGUAUGUAACGGCCAUGCCUGUGGACACGCUGAACCCCGGAACACCCGCCGCCCCCUCCCUGCCUUUCCGCCUGCGGACCAAGGUUCCUGGCUACCUGCUGCCGAGGCCCGCGGACGGGGGCGCCCGGAAACUGAGCGCCGUGGAACGCCUGGAGGCUGACAAGGCCAAGUACGUCAAGAGUCUGCAUGUGGCCAACACCCGCCAGGAGCCCGUGCAGCUUCCGCAGUCCAGACAGCCUCUCUUUAGCCCCGGGAAUCGCCGCCCCGUGUUCCAGCCGAGCCGUCGAGCUCUGCCCGGCCCAGGCCGCCGGCCUCAACUGGACCUUGACAUCCUCAGCAGCCUCAUCAACUUAUGUGACAGCCCCGUGUCCCCUGCUGAGGCCAGCCGAACCUCCGGACGGAUGGAGGGAGCCCACCAAACGCCGCAAGCCACCCCUCCGCGCCCACCGCCCAGUACAGCCGCAGUGCGCAGAGUGGACGUUCGCCCCCUGCCUGCCUCACCUGUUCGGCCCUGCCCUUCACCCGGCACCACGGCUGCGUCCAGCCCAGGCCGGCCCCCAGGUUUGCAACGCUCCAAGUCGGACCUGAGCGAGCGCUUUUCCAGGGCAGCUGCCGACCUCGAGCGCUUUUUUAACUUCUGUGGAUUGGACCCAGAGGAGGCACGGGGGUUGGGGGUGACCCACUUGGCACGAGCCAGUUCAGACAUCGUGUCCCUGGCUGGACCCAGUGCUGGGCCUGGCAGCUCUGAGGGGGGCUGCUCACACCGCAGCUCCACAGCCACGGUGGAGGAGCGGGCCAGGGAGCGUGUCCCCUAUGGGGUGUCUGUGAUCGAGCGCAAUGCCCGCGUGAUCAAGUGGCUGUAUGGGUUGCGUCAAGCACGUGAGGCGCAGGCCACCGAAGGCUAGAACUGGACUCCAGACUUCCCUGCAGGACAGCAUGGAGAGACAGUGGGCACCUUGACCUCUCCUGAACCUAUUCAUUCUCUGCCUGCAGGCAGACCGCAGGUGGCCCCCUUGGGUGAACUUGGUAUUGUGGUUAAAGCUGAGACCUAGAUCAGCAAGAGCAAGCAAGAACUGACCCUGCAGAGGGAGGGGUUGCUCUUGACGUUGGUCUCCCCUUACAUCUCUACCCUGGCCUCCAAUAAGGUUUUUGACAUGAGUGUGGCCCUGCCUUGUUGCUCUGGUGGGACUGGAUUUGGGAUGUUUACUCUCCACACUGAGAGUGAGGAGCCAUGAGGUCUGCCAGGCCCUGGGGCUCUGUUUCCUCCUCCUUCCUUCUCUGCCCUCUUUUGCUGAUUUCCUCUUCCUGACUCAGUGGGCCCUGGCUUCCCUGGAACUCAGCCUGGGAGGAGGUUGGGAGAAGGGGGCCUGUCUACUGCUCUUCCUGGUUCUUGGCAGCUAGCCUAGGUGGGUAGACUAUAGGAGGGACUGGUCAGGUGUGCUGCUCUGACUUUCCUCCCCUGGUUAAUAAACACAAAUGCUUGUUUCUCAA